AUGGCUCACAUUGCCUAUCGAGGUGGCCUGCUGCUCCCAACGGUGUCUGAUCGGGUUGCACUGUUCCACGCGCCACGCUUCGUCGAUAGCCUAUCAAUCUACAGGCACGGCAUGUUUGAUUGCGCUUCUCUGAGGAAGGGAUUAGAUCUCUGUUUUGGGUAUAGAGAUGUAAAUGCCAUUUUUCUGUUCAUUUUUCAGGUCACGUGUGCCAAUUUAACUAAUGGUGGAAAGUCAGAACUUCUGAAGUCAGGAAGCAGCAAAUCCACACUAAAGCACAUAUGGACAGAAAGCAGCAAAGAUUUAUCUAUUAGCCGACUCCUGUCACAGACUUUUCGUGGCAAAGAAAAUGAUACAGAUUUGGACCUGCGAUAUGACACCCCAGAACCUUAUUCUGAGCAAGACCUCUGGGACUGGCUGAGGAACUCCACAGACCUCCAAGAGCCUCGGCCCCGGGCCAAGAGAAGGCCCAUUGUUAAGACGGGCAAGUUUAAGAAAAUGUUUGGAUGGGGUGAUUUUCAUUCCAAUAUCAAAACAGUGAAGCUAAACCUGUUGAUAACUGGAAAAAUUGUAGAUCAUGGCAACGGGACAUUUAGUGUAUAUUUCAGGCAUAAUUCCACUGGUCAAGGGAAUGUAUCUGUCAGCUUGGUGCCCCCAACAAAAAUCGUGGAAUUUGACUUGGCACAGCAAACCGUGAUUGAUGCUAAAGAUUCCAAAUCCUUUAACUGUAGAAUUGAAUAUGAAAAGGUUGACAAGGCCACCAAGAACACACUCUGCAACUAUGACCCUUCAAAAACCUGUUACCAGGAGCAGACCCAAAGUCACGUAUCCUGGCUCUGCUCCAAGCCCUUCAAGGUGAUCUGUAUUUACAUUUCCUUUUACAGUACAGAUUAUAAACUAGUACAGAAAGUGUGCCCCGACUACAACUACCACAGUGACACACCUUACUUCCCCUCAGGAUGAGGAUGGACAAGGGGGUGAGACUGAAGCCGGAGGAAUUUAAGGUCAUAUGACAGGGCUGUUACCUCAAAGAAGAAGGUCACAUCUGUUGCCUAGAAUGUGUCUACACUGCUGCUCUUGUCAACUGGCUGCAAAUAAUGCUAGUGGAAAACAAUCUGAUGUAAUUUCUGCCCAGUCAGCUUCAUCUCUCACUACAGUUAUAAAUCACCACAGAUUUUAAAGUCACACUUGAAGACAUGCUCUCACAUAUAGAGGUACACAAGCACACAUUCAUGUACAUUUCAGCUUGCAUCCGUCAUGGUUCCUGUUGAGAGGGCUUUCACUUGUCUGACUCAUAAUGGUUUAGGGUAUACUAUGAUCAAACAAAAGGAUUAACUAGACAGAGAAUGUUUCUAACACUCACUGUUGUGGAAACCUCUUUUUAAAGUCUUGAGUCCAUGCUAAUCAAUAAUUGCCACUCAUGCAUUCCUACUGCUUGGAGUAGCUGUACUGGUAAAUACUACUGUAGGAGUAUAUGCUUGUUAAAAUGGAAAAAAAAUGUGUCUUUAGAGCUCAGUAUUCUUUAUUUUAUGAACACAACAGUGUAGUAACCUUUUCGAGCAUAGAGUAGGCACAUUCAAGGUGAUCCAAGAUGGCUCUUUUUUCUAGGGAGGGAGCCUGUUCUCAGUAAAGAUGAGCAAACAUUUGGAAUUUACAUGUGGGUAGACAUGGGAAUAACAGCUUUCAUUGCCAACAAUGGACAUUUGUGAAGUAGAGACCAGCUAAGGCUGUUUAAAUAAGUUCUGAUCGUUAGAUAAAAAGGGAAAUGCCUGGCAGACACCAUGUAAGUUAUAAGUGUCUGUCUUAUCUUUACUACACAUAUUGUAACAAAUUCAAUAUCCUAGUCUUCAUUUGUAUGAAUGGUUUGUAUUGUACAUAGUUUAACCAAGUGUUAUUUGAGCUGCUUAUUAAUAUUAAAUUGUACUUGUCUCUGCUUGUUAUUGGUUAAAAAAGAAAAAAAAAAGGAUCUGAGGAAUCCAUUUUAUCAAUGUAGCCGUGAACUCCAUUAAAAAGACAAACUUAAUGUACAAAGCAUUUAUUCAGCUCAAGUAUUGUUGAAAGCUAUACAUAUACAACAUUACACUGUCUGUAUUUAGAUAUUUU
Castor canadensis (American beaver) is the source of this 2100-nucleotide messenger RNA. The record is from RefSeq and is a predicted model, not a curated record. Lineage: Eukaryota; Metazoa; Chordata; Mammalia; Rodentia; Castoridae.